AGCAGAGUGGUUGCAGCAACAGAUCGAUCCACUUUUCCUUUCCCUCCCCUCUCCUUCGUCGUGAUUAGCGGGAACUUGGGAGGACCGGAUAACACCACGAGGGGGGGAUAAUGAUGAUCAGGAGACAGGAUGGGACAAGAUGGGGGCGAUGCGAAGAGAUAUCUGGGGCCCAUCUAAGGAAUGCUAAUGUCAAUCAUUAGGCUGAUACUCCGCAGGAGGUUUCCGCAUCGGCAUGGGGGGUUUCAGGAUCAGGAUUUCCACAGGGAAGGAUGUCCACAGGCAAGAUUGGCGCGUGUUUCCCCUCCAAGGCUGAAGGUGUCAGUCAACUGGAGGGUCAGGGAGAGGACGAUCUGCCAUGGAGAUCCUCUCGGGGACCAGAGGAUGGAGGGAGGAGGGAUAGGAGAGGUAGGCAGAAGGACGAUCGAACUCCGAUCUAUGGUCUGUGGGAUUUAUAUGACAGGUCGACAUCAGAGUAUGAAAAUCAAUAAGCUCCUAUUGUUGACGGUGACAACCAUGGUACGGAUUGACCACGACUAUAGCUAUAGUCAUUGUAAUGUGAUUACUAGGAAGACAGAUGGCAUCCCAUGCGGCAUCGGCCAUCGCUAUCCCAGCCCCCCAAUCAGGCUUGGUUCCAUACAUUCCUCCCCGACGAGCGCCAGUAAUCUCCGUCAAACGACUCGUGGAGACUAAAGAUGAAAUAUGGUUGCCUCCUUAUCUCAAGGUCAGUCAUUGUCGUCAUGGACUUCCUGACUGAGCUUGGGCGAAUGGAUUUCAGAUGAUCG
This is a messenger RNA of Aspergillus campestris IBT 28561, 782 nucleotides long. RefSeq lists its product as uncharacterized. The record is from RefSeq and is a predicted model, not a curated record. Lineage: Eukaryota; Fungi; Ascomycota; Eurotiomycetes; Eurotiales; Aspergillaceae. The coding region runs from base 181 to 690 and encodes 169 amino acids. The transcript is spliced from 2 exons.